AUGGUCUACGUGCAACGCAAUCGCAGAUGGCCCCUUGCGGUUGCCUUCCGACCGGCAAUGACACCAGUGGCCUAUCGCUUGCGCGUCCUUCCCCGUUUCGUGGAUGCAGACCGUGCUGAUGAUGUAAUCGAGACGUGUAGCAAACAUUUCGACAAGUCAUCAAAGAGCACAAAGGAUCGGUCAUUCAUCCAUCUGUUAACUCCGUUGGCUGAAUACGUAACGGACAACACGGGGUGCGGUCUUCGCACUUCUCAGAUUUCGGUGUUGUACCCCCUCGAUGUGCUUGGGCUUCUGAAGCGUUCCCAGGCUGAUACUACCUCGCCAACUGAGGCACGCCAAGGCCUCACUGACUCGCAGUCACAUUUGCUUCCAGAAGUCAGGGAUAUGAUCGAUUGUCGUGUGAACUGCUACAACAGCUGUUUCGGCGCCCACGUUCGGGGCGAAAUAAAUCUCCUAUGCACAUUGGAGAUAAAACCAAACACUGAUUCUGAAUGUCCGUUUGAGCUGGCGGGGAUGCAGGUGAUUAGACUUCGCUGCUGUGCUUGUCCAUCUCGAGAUUUACGGGGAGGUGAUCAGAUGCACAUCCCCCUUCAGGCUUCCGCCUCUUCUCCCUUGACAAAUGGUUCUCUUUCAUCUGAUCGGCGUCGAAGCGGUGGUCGAAAACUAUCAUUGAACGCACCGUUGGGUAGUAAUGCUGGACCAAGCACGUUAACUGUAGAUGCUUUAUGGACACUGAACCCCUUGGCCUCUCCAGCGAUCAAUGUCAACGGGAGCGACUACUUUUUCAUCCUUGUUCCCAAUCACCAGCAAUGGAGACAGCUCCGAAUGUUGCGUAAUUGUUGGCUUUCCAGCAUUGAUAACUCCGGGCCAGGCAGAAUAAGGCGAAUUUGUAGAACGUACGACCGGUUGGAGCUGAAAAUAGCCGAGAGACUUCGACAAGAUCCCAUCACGUGCUCGCAAGGCAGCAGUACUCCCCCAGAAUCUUCGCAGUGUGAUAAGUACGAGGCAGCGACGUGCUGCAUAUUGCGGAGGCGUUGUCUGUCCUUGAUCAACGCUGACUCGCGCUGUCUGGGUUUGAUGCAAGGCUGUGACGCGCUGCAUAUUGAGGAGGCGUUGUCUGUCUGGUCAACACCCAGCGGAGCUGAGAGUCUCCGUAGAUUUCGGGCAUUCAGUGGUUGCUUUCAUGAAGCUGACCUUCCUGAUAAUGUGGCGCAAAUUGCUUCAGUAGCCGAAGCCACAGAAACGGACCAAAGUUUAUGGACGACUGAGUUCAAACCUCUUCUGUUGACGGUUGAGACAUGUGGCUACCUGUUCUUUGGAAAUGGCAAUUCACUGACGUUUCUCACCAACUACCGCUGGCUUGCGGUCAGGAUUCCGAAGCAAAGGCUUCGCUCGAGGAUCCAGUGGUUCUUCUACCUAAGCUUGAGUGUCCCAGCAAUAGCUCAACUCAAUUGCAAGUUUACAAGCUUUCAGAUAAAUUAUGUUUAUGUGACACCGAACACUGUGUUGUUGAACAGUAAUAUUAUGCUGUCCGUGAUUAUCGUUCAGGAACUCAACUGA
Opisthorchis viverrini is the source of this 1560-nucleotide messenger RNA. RefSeq lists its product as hypothetical. Bases 1 to 1560 code for a protein of 519 amino acids. Gene Ontology annotation, biological process: regulation of DNA-templated transcription. Gene Ontology annotation, molecular function: DNA-binding transcription factor activity; transcription cis-regulatory region binding. NCBI's taxonomy places the organism in Eukaryota, Metazoa, Platyhelminthes, Trematoda, Opisthorchiida, Opisthorchiidae. Gene Ontology annotation, cellular component: nucleus. The transcript is spliced from 10 exons. The record is from RefSeq and is a predicted model, not a curated record.